Protopolystoma xenopodis is the source of this 1023-nucleotide messenger RNA. NCBI's taxonomy places the organism in Eukaryota, Metazoa, Platyhelminthes, Monogenea, Polystomatidea, Polystomatidae. The record is from the annotation of a GenBank genome assembly.
AUGGGUGUUCUUACCGCUACUUCGCACCAUGUCACCGUCGCCCCGACCUCUGCAAACACUGCUACUGUCGGAGCCCUUACCCACACCCCAGCUCAACAAGUAGCUACCCUGUCACCCUGCCAGCUUGCCAGCAUGCCUAGCCCGGCACCAGUUAGUAGCAGCAAUCCAGCAGGGGUUGGCCAUGCUUCCGCCAUUGCUGUUGGGUCUAGUGCCUGUGCGGGACUAAUCUCAAGAGCGUCUACAGAUAGACUUUUUAACUCCGUACAAGCCGGUAUCCCACCAACAGCAGUUUCAGCUAAUUUUCCCACAUCUGUUUCGGUGCCAAUAGAUGCUAUUAUUGGGCACCAUGGUCAGCACCAUCACCCAGGACAUGCAUACAAUCCUCCUGCUUCCGGCCCCAGUAUUCAUGAACAUUCUACCAUCGCCGGGAUCGCUGCAGGAUCGUUGCGCCUCAUUUCACAUCCGAUUGCCAUGACCGCAGCCGCCAGCUCUUCCGGUCCUGGGACUCCUGUCACUUUCGCCCUUGUUCCUUCCAGCUUAGCUGGACCAACUACGGCAUUCGUAACCAAUUGUCUCCAGACGCCAAUUACCGCGAACCCGUUAGCCUCUAGUCUACAUGAUUUUGCGACACGACAUCGAGCCCAUUUUUCUGCAGAAACAGCCAGAGCGGUGCCACCCACUUGUAUUGGGAUUUACGGACCACAUCAUUCCUCGCCUGCUGCUGUGGUGACUAGUCAUGUGUCUGCACCCGUUUCGUUAAGUCUUAAUGCCGGAACCACUAUCACUUCGGCUGCUGGAAACUUAGUAUACCAUCAUCAUCCACAGGGUCAGACAGCUAUUCCGCAUCUGACCGGACACGCCUUUAUCUCGCCACACCAUUCCUUGAUUCAGCACCAUGCUUCGCUUCAGGAGGCUCAAGCGGCACUUCCCCAGCAGUUACAGCAGCAACACUUUUGUCGCCAACCUGCUACUGGAGCCCAUGUUAUGGUGACUGGGGCCCUGAUUAAGACAGGUCAUCCCUGA